GAUUUGUUCUUGUUGACCACAAAAAACACAAAGUCUUGUAUCAGCAGUACUUAAUUCUGUCAGAGAUUACUUGUAUUUUAGAUCCAUGACUCCCCUUCUUUUGUUCACAUAUUGUCAUCAAUCUUAAACGCUUGCACAAAUAUCUAUGAAACCCUGCUCUCCUUCUUGAAAAGCUAUGCAUUUCCAGAAGAAACUAUGUUCUCAAGCCUUGCAUAUCUACAUACUUUGCUUUUUCAUCAGCACCUGCAGAAGCUUUGGAGCUGACACCAUAGCUGCAAACCAGACAAUCUCAGGGGACCAGACCAUUGUGUCAUCAGGUGAAAACUUCAAGCUUGGUUUCUUCAAACCAGGUAAAUCUUCUAAGUACUAUGUUGGUAUUUGGUACAAUAAAGUUUCUACUCAGACUGUAGCUUGGAUAGCUAAUAGAGAAAAGCAUGUUUCUGAUAAGUACUCUUCACAGUUGAGGAUUGAGAAUGGUAAUUUAGUACUUGUUGAUGAGUCUAAGAAUGUUGUUUGGUCCACAAAUGUGAGUUCUAGUGGUUCUAAUUUGGAAGCUGUGCUUCUUGAUGAUGGGAAUUUGGUUUUGAGAGAUGGGAGAAAAGGUGUAUUUUGGCAAAGUAUAGAUGAUCCAUCACACACAUGGUUGCCUGGUGGUAAAAUUGCGUAUGAUAAGCGGACGGAUGAGAAACAGCUUUUAACUUCUUGGAAAAAUAAGGAUGAUCCCUCACCUGGGUUGUUUUCGUUAGAGCUUGAUCCGGAGGGGAAUCAGUAUAUUAUUAAGUGGAAUAGGUCGAUACAAUAUUGGACUAGUGGACCUUGGAAUGGGCAGAUUUUUAGUUUGGUACCUGAAAUGAGAGCGAACUACAUAUAUAAUUUUAGCUAUGUUAAUAAUGCGAGUGAGGCUUACUUUACUUAUGAUCUUUAUGAUAAUAAUACUAUAUCAAGAUUUAUUAUGGAUUAUUCUGGUCAAGUUAAGCAACUCACAUGGCUGGAGCCUUCUAAGCAGUGGAACUUGUUUUGGUCUCAACCAAGACAACAGUGUGAAGUUUAUGCGUUUUGUGGGGCUUAUGGUGCUUGUCAGAAUUCGUUGCCGUUUUGUAAUUGUUUGCCUGGUUUCAAAGAAAGGUUUGGAGAUGAUUGGAAUUUGAAUGAUUACUCGGGUGGAUGUGAGAGGCAAAUGGAAUUGAAUUGUGGAAAUACUGGCACAACUGAUAAGAAAAAGGAUAAGUUUCUAAUGCAGCCUAAUAUGGGGUGGACGAGCACUACUCCUAAUUCGGCAUUGCCUGCAAAUGCUAAACCACAGACUGUGGCUGCUAGAAGUGAUAAGGAAUGUGAAUCCACCUGUUUGAGUAAUUGUUCUUGCACGGCUUAUACGUUUGACAAUGAUAAGUGUUUAAUUUGGACGGGGGACAUCAUGAACUUGCAACAGCUUCCUGCAAAUGAUAAUAAUGGGAAAGCCAUUUAUAUUAGACUCUCUUCACAAGCGCCGGAGUUCUCUGGUGGUAAAAAUAAUAAGGGGGUUGUCAUUGGUGCAGUUGUUGGUGCAGUAAUAGUGAUAUUCCUUGUAGGUCUUGUUUUGUUUGUGCUUAUUAGGCGGAGAAGAUUUUCUGGAACUAGUAAGGCUGAGGGCGCUCUGAUGGCAUAUGUUUACAGAGAUUUGCAAAGUGCAACGAAGAAUUUCUCGGAGAAGUUGGGGGGAGGAGGGUUUGGUUCUGUAUUUAAGGGAACAUUGCCCGAUUCAACUGUAAUAGCUGUGAAGAAGCUGGAAGGGAUCAGCCAAGGAGAGAAACAAUUUCGAACAGAAGUCAGCACAAUUGGGACCAUUCAGCAUGUGAAUCUUGUUCGUCUUCGUGGCUUUUGCUCGGAAGGGAAUAAGAAGUUGUUAGUAUAUGAUUACAUGCCAAAUGGCUCUCUGGAUUCCCAACUCUUCUAUGACAAGAGAGACAAAGUAAUGGACUGGAAAACGCGAUACCAAAUUGCCCUGGGGACAGCCAGGGGGUUGGUUUAUCUCCAUGAGAAAUGCAGGGAGUGCAUCAUACAUUGUGAUAUAAAGCCAGAAAACAUCCUUCUAGAUGCAGAGUUCUGUCCGAAAGUGGCAGAUUUUGGUUUAGCAAAGCUGGUUGGGCACGAUUUUAGUAGGGUUUUGACAACCAUGAGAGGGACAAGAGGAUACCUUGCACCAGAAUGGUUAUCAGGAGUCGCUGUGACAGCAAAGGCCGAUGUCUACAGCUAUGGAAUGAUGGUAUUUGAAUUUGUAUCAGGAAGGCGAAACACAGAGCAGUAUGCAGAUGGAAAAGUGACAUUCUUCCCGUCUUGGGCUGCAAGUGUAACAAUCGAUGGAGGUGACAUUCUUAGUCUAUUGGACCCCAAGUUGGACAGAAAUGCUGAUGUGGAAGAAGUAACAAAAUUAUGUCGAGUUGCUUGCUGGUGUAUUCAGGAUGAUGAGAGCAUAAGGCCGUCUAUGAGUCAAAUAGUUCAAAUUCUUGAAGGCGUUUCAGAGGUGAAUGUGCCACCAAACCCGAGAAAUCUCCAAGUUUUUAUUGAUAACGAGGAGGAGGUAGUUUUCUUCACCGAGUCGUCCUCAACUCAGUCUUCCCAAACAAAGAGCAAUCACUCAACAACUUCAUCUCAGGCAAAGAGCACAUCCGCAGAAAGUUCGAAUGUUUGAAAAAACAGCUGCUUCUGUAUCUGGUUCUGCUGUGGCUUGUAAAUUCACCACAGCCUUUUACUUCAGUUUGGCUUAGUAUAAGAGCCUGAUAUAUCAUGCUGUAUAGUCUAGUAUGUGGGAAUAACUUAUUAAAGAGUUAAAUGCAUAAUGUGUACCUGAACUAUGCGUCUUGUGCAUACUGUGUACCUCAACUAUCAAUUUGACAUUUUGUGUACCUCAUGUUAAUGA
Molecule: messenger RNA, 2896 nt
Organism: Daucus carota subsp. sativus
Lineage: Eukaryota; Viridiplantae; Streptophyta; Magnoliopsida; Apiales; Apiaceae
Product: G-type lectin S-receptor-like serine/threonine-protein kinase At2g19130
Exons: 1
Coding region: 176-2668 (830 amino acids)
Biological process (GO): recognition of pollen; protein phosphorylation
Molecular function (GO): protein serine/threonine kinase activity; ATP binding
Source: RefSeq, a predicted model, not a curated record